This is a messenger RNA of Solenopsis invicta (red fire ant), 704 nucleotides long. RefSeq names its product ejaculatory bulb-specific protein 3. The record is from RefSeq and is a predicted model, not a curated record. The coding region runs from base 79 to 420 and encodes 113 amino acids. The transcript has 2 exons. Lineage: Eukaryota; Metazoa; Arthropoda; Insecta; Hymenoptera; Formicidae.
UCUCAUACGCAAACCUCUAUAUAAGCGCAACGUACGAUUCAUUAGCAAUCUGCAAUCUAGUAUCCAAGUAUUGUAACUAUGGCUCGAUUAAACUGUAUCGCGUUAUUCAUUGUUGCAACGAGCGUACUGAUGUGCAUUCUUGCAGAAGAGUUACAGCCCUAUCCUAGUGAAUAUGACAUCUAUGUUCCAAAAAUACUCGCAAAUGACGUUGUGCGACAGAAAGCAGUCGAUUGUUAUUUGAAAAAAGGACCGUGCACGGAACAAGAAAAAUUAGCUACAGAUUUAUUCAGAGAUGCUUUAAAAACCAACUGCAAAAAAUGUGGUGAAAAACAAAAAGAACAUGUGAAGAUACUUACUGAAUGGUUUGUAAAGAACCAACCCGAUACUUGGAAAUUAAUAAUUGAGAAUGUCGACUCGUAAAGAUAAAGUAUGCUGAUCAGUAACUACUGGCAACAAAAAUGAAUAAUGAAUUAUUCGAAGCAUAUUAUAAAUAACAAAAAUAAAUUACAUGUAUUUAAUCGUGACAUGUACGUUUUUUUAUCUUACUACUUUUAGUUUUGUAUUCUCAAAAAAUACAAAAUAGUGAAUAAACGACAGAAAAUUAAAAAAAGCUUACUUAUCCAUGUCAUAUUGAAAUGUAAAAUAAAUAUUUUAUUUCGUGUGUAUGUAUAAACGUUAAAUACAAUUUAGCUAUAACUUGUCCA